AAUUAGUGCCAAAUUGCAUAGUACUUUACAGUAAUCUCCUAGAAAAUAUUAGGCAAUAAUGGAACUAUAAAAUUAAGUAUUACCAUUAAUUUUUGUCAGUAUAAGCUUUUUUACAAUAUAAGCAUACUGUAUAUACAGGUUUUUAUUAGUGCUCCUGUGUUAUCCUUGUGACUUUGACCAAUGAGGUCAUCUAGUGGUAAAAGAUGGUACAACAUUUGAGUGUUUUCUUUUUUUCCAAAACUGUAUGAGUGUGCCAUCACUUUGAUGCAGUCAAAAUAAUAACUUAGAAUUCUAAUAACCAGCAAAAAGUGUGUAAUUGAAAUAAAGUUACAGUCAGACUGCAAAAAAAGUGUGGCCAGGCAAUUACUUCAAUUACCAUAGCCAAAGUGGCUCACAAACCACACAAACAAUGGCUGUGAUUAUAUUAACUUCAAAUUUAACUUCAACUUUUUCCAAUUCAAGGGAAAGUUUGGUUUGCAGUAUGGAUAGACAAACAGGCCAGCACAAACACAAAGGUUACAGAUAUACAAUGAUGACAAAGCUGACAGAAAUGUACAGUCAAAGACACAAAAUACAAAAUAAAUAAAUAAUAUUAAAAAGAAAUAUAUCUAGUAAAAAUUUUAAAAAAAGAGCAGGGCAGAGUAGAAGGUAGAAGCACCUCUACUACCCUGUGAAAAAAAGCCAAAUAAAGUACAGUUCUACUCAAGAUAAAGUACAUUUGUGCGCGUAUAUUUUUUGCAUUAGACAGUCAGCCUUUCAGUGGCUACAGGAAUAAAAGAGAGCCUGUUUUUUUAAGUCUAUUUUACUUUUAAUUAAAAGUUGGUAAAUUAUUUAUUUUUUUAAAGAACUUAAUAGAAAUGUAAAUUAAAACAGCAAUAGCUCCUUUAAGCUCUGUGUGAAUACAGCUAUCUCUGUUUAUUUAAACUUGUAUGUUUAUUGAUGGUUUAUUGAUCCAAAACUUUAUAUCAAACCAUAUGCAUUUAUUCUCAAAUUAAAUGACAAAACACCUGAAAUGCGUGAUAUAGUCAGCCUUUGAGGCUUCUGGACAAACAAGAUGAGUGAAGAGGUAAAAUCACACAAAACAUACAGAAACAUAGUUUAGAUUUUAUGAUUCUAUGUACUAGCCAAUAAAACACAAUGUGCAUGGCUAUUUGAUACUAGUUGGAAGGGAUGGACAGAUUUGCUUUGUUUGUUUUUGAAAUUUAGGUGAACUAGCCCUUUAAAAUGGAAUGUAGAAUUUGUCAGUAAAUCAAAACUGAGUUUCUAUUAUGAUGUCACAGAUGAUGUUACAUCACUCAUUGACUGCCUCUAGAACACACACUACCUUAACAGAGGUAGUAAGGUGUUCCAGUUAAUGUAUGAAAAGCCAGGUUUUAACCCAGCUGCAUUUGAGAAAAAAUCAUUUGUAAGAAGAAGGCAUCUUUCCAGGAUAAGAAAAUGGAAAAAUCUAGGGGAAUGUUUUCCUCUGAAGAUACUGAGAGAGAGAUUGAAGAAGAGAUUGAGGAGAUAAUUGAGAAAGACAUUGAAGAGGAGAUUGAAGAGAAGAUAGAUGAGGAAAUUGUGGAAGAGCAGCCCUCUGCCUCCAUCAGCGAAAACUAUUCCUAUGCAUCUGACUUCGAGGAGGAAAGCAAUGAGAUUAGUGAAGUCUCACAGAAGGAAGAAUCUCGGAUAUCAGACAGAUCUGAUGAGAAAGACACUGAAGAUGAGAUUGAGGAGGAAAUUGCAGAGGAGAUUGAGGUGGACAUUGUGGAAGAGGUGCCAGAGCAGCCCUCUGCCUGUAACCACUCCUACGCCUCUGAAUUCAGAGAAGUAAGCCAUGAGAUUAGUGAAAUGUCACAGAAGGAGGAAUAUCAGAUUUCAGAGAAAGCUGACGAAAAACACGCUGAAGAGGAAAUUGAGGAGGAGAUUCAGGAGGAAAUUGAGGAGGAGAUUGAGGAGGAAAUUGCAGGAGGAGAUUGAGGAGGAAAUUGCAGAGGAGAUUGAGGAGGAACUUGUGGAAGAGGUUCCAGAGCAGCCCUCUGCCUCCAUGAGAGACGACCACUCUAAUGAACUUUUGCAAAGAGAGGAAUUUCAGACAUCAGAGAAAUCUGGUGGUCUUCAAGAAGGUGUGGAGGAAAGAGCAGCCAAAGCCACUCUUGAAGAGGACUUGAGGGAGAAAAGAGAUCCGGCUCAACAGAAAGAAGCCUUGAAGCAGGAAAAAAAAGAAAAAGCCACUCUUGCAAAGGCUCAGAAGAAGGAACAAGCCAAACUUGGUGAUGAAGUGGAGCUCAUGAAGGCACAAGUGGCUGAUCUUAAGAGGUCAAAAAAAGAAUACGAGCACAGCAAUACCAAGCUUCAACAGAAAAUCAGUAAGAUGACAGCUGAUUUUGAAGAGGACAAAAAACUGAUUAAGAAGCUCAAAAAUAAGUUGCAGGAGUCCUCUAGUCAGCACAAAAAAGAGAUAGCAAAGCACGAGAAGGUGAAUUUUACUGCAGUUAAGGCUCUGAAAGACCAACUAAUUGAGCGACAAAAGGAAAGUAUGGAAAGAGACAUCGAAGUUCAGUCCCUGCUCUACGAUAUUGAGACUCUUCAAAUUCUUAUUAAAGGUAAGGACAACACUGUAUCCUCACUGCAGGAGAAAAUUGACCAGUUGGCCUUAAACCUGAAAGAGGAGCAAACAAAAAACUGCAAACUCCUGGAGGACUAUGAGCGUGAUAAGGUGAAUUGUGCCGAAAUCAAGGCUCUAAAAAUCCAACUCAGUGAGCAACAGAAGGAAAUUCUUGAAAAAGAUAACAAAAUUCAAUCCCUGCGCUCCAACAUCCACAGUCUUCAAAGUGAUAUUGAAGCCAGGGACAGCACAGUGUCCUCGCUGCAGAACAAAGUCAUGCAGUUGGCCUCAGACCUCAAAAAGGAAGAGGCAAAAAACUGCAAACUCCAGAGGGACUAUGAGGCAGAGCGUGAUAAAGUGAAUUGUGACAAAAUCAGGGCUCUACAAGACCAACUCACUGAGCAACAGAAGGAAUGUCUUGAAAAGGACAACAAAGUCCAAUCCCUGUGCUCCAACAUUCAGAGUCUUCAAAGUAAUAUUCGAAGCUAAGAACAAC
This is a messenger RNA of Lates calcarifer (barramundi perch), 3083 nucleotides long. RefSeq lists its product as uncharacterized. The coding region runs from base 1817 to 3076 and encodes 419 amino acids. Lineage: Eukaryota; Metazoa; Chordata; Actinopteri; Centropomidae. The record is from RefSeq and is a predicted model, not a curated record. The transcript is spliced from 2 exons.